Messenger RNA from Pocillopora damicornis (cauliflower coral), 1401 nucleotides. RefSeq lists its product as uncharacterized. Lineage: Eukaryota; Metazoa; Cnidaria; Anthozoa; Scleractinia; Pocilloporidae. The record is from RefSeq and is a predicted model, not a curated record.
GAGACAAAAGCUUCCUUCAAAGUAUUCUACAAUGUUCUGUAGAAUAUUUACCUUUCUGCGCUUUCCGUUUAUGCAUAAUUACUUUCCGCCUUCAGAGAGUCUGAAAUCAAAGAAAAGACAGAAGCGGUGUUUCAUUCCAUCGCUCGAUAUCAGCCCUGGUUAUAGAACACCUCAGUAUUUAUUUAAAUCGAGUGACCGUAGAUCGUCGAAAAGAGGCUAAAGAACCGGAGCACAUCUCGAAAAGGUAGAGCGGGGAUAUUAUUAACCAGCUGGUCGCUGACUUCACCACUGUGUUUACGGUGCAAUUUGCACGUGGCGCAACGUUCUCUCUUGGAAGCAUAUCCUUGAUUCAGAUCUUUUUCGCUUCUAUUCAGCAUGUUUAUGACAUGUGACUCAGAUGCAGCCGUAUUUAUAUUGAACGUGUCAUUAACAAGCACGUUUUGCCUUCGUCGCGAGUGUAAAAGCCUGAAGCCCGCCGUUGUGCUGCUUUUAGCCGUAAGUGAUUGGUGCGCUGUUGUUGUGAGAUCUUUUUAUCGACUUUCUCGCGAUAAAGACUUGUGGUUUGUUACCUCCUGCAUCUGUGAACAACCUCAAGUUCUGCUUCAAACAGGUAUUUUCGUGCUGAACGUAGUCGUCCUUAUAUUAAACAAUGACCUCACAGAAACGGGGCACUUCAUUAAACGCAGUUCUUACGUUCAUCUUCUUCUCUUCAAUUCGGCUUCAAUCAUUCUGGCAAAUUCAAUAACACGCGUGAUAACACAAGCUAUUGGUGAUGUUGAGGGAGCCCUGGAGUCGAGUUAUGUGUUUGGUACGUUUCUCCUUGGCGUUUAUAGAACAGUAUUUCUCUUCUUGGACUCGCUUUAUUUUACGUACGUGAUCAUCGGAGACAAGAGUAACAUAUGCAUGCACAAAUUAAGACUCGAGGAAAAGACAGUCAUCACCAUUAUCUAAGAUCACAGAAGCCUGUUCCAGGAGUUCAGUUAGUAAAACGAAGCGCGGUAGUGGAAAAAAGAGGGAGUUUGGAACUGGUCGCGUAAUGAACGACUCGACCCAAGCCCCUCCCUCCCGUUUUGGCUCGGCCGCUACUAUCGCGCCGUUUACACUCCGGUUUAUUCGCGGAAGGCCGGGAACAGGCCACGCUCAAGGAAAUUUGAAAUACUUGAACUCAAUUUGCUGUGAUCUUUGAAAUCUAAUGGCGACCUACCCGAGGAAAUAAUUAUGGGAAAGAGAGGUUAAUUUGGCAGCCAAAAGAUACGUACAGGUCUAGAUCUGUGGUCACUAGAGGAUGCAAUGAGAUUAUGUUGGCUCGAGUGGCUGUUGUGCCGAACUCCCUCGGCGCGGAUAUUAACUAGCACGUUGAGUGUUACUGCCUCUUUCUUUAUUUUUUCAAUGUUCCUUCCA